This is a messenger RNA of Neurospora hispaniola, 556 nucleotides long. RefSeq lists its product as uncharacterized. The coding region runs from base 69 to 482 and encodes 137 amino acids. Lineage: Eukaryota; Fungi; Ascomycota; Sordariomycetes; Sordariales; Sordariaceae. The record is from RefSeq and is a predicted model, not a curated record. The transcript has a single exon.
GUGGACUCCAGGGCAACCCGAGAGAUUAGUAGACCUCCCACUCGGGACGGACUGUUCCUGUGGCUGACAUGUUUGACGGUGUCGAUAGGAGGAAGUGGAAAUACUUCUGUUUCCUGCUGUCAGCGUCCCUGUUACCGUUUCUUCUGUGCCUGCUGAAUGUGCCCUUUGGCGUGGUGACAGGCUGGAUCUGCCGAGAGGAAGGGUGCUCCCAGAAUGUGGUCGCUGUCUUUGCCAUGUUCCUCUUGGGUCUCGGUGGGGUACAGGGCAAUUCUCACAGGCAUGCAGGAACCAGAAGUGAUUGGAUCGAUGAAAUGCCUCAUGGUCAAACCGUCAUCUUCCCAAUUCAACCAGUCGUGAGCAGCAAUCCAUUCGUUCAUGCCGCCACCUGCAGUUCCUUGUCGUACAACCAUUCUUCACCCUCCCCUUUCGGUUCUUUUCAUGGUUAUGGAUACUGGAUGCUGGGAUGUGUCGUCUCGUUUUGAUGUUGUAGUGUUUUGGUGUUUGGGUGCGGUACCUGCAGCAGAUGCCGGGUCAAAGACAGAAAUGAAGCGUCCAG